AUGGCUGCCGCAUGCAUCUGCCAACCUAAUCUUCUUGAGAUCAAUGUAUCUGAUGGACCACUGGAUAUGAUCCGCAAGAAAAGAAAAAUACAACAGCCGCAACCAGGUCCAUUUCUUCGAGAAAAUAAACGCCAACCCCAAUUUUCUGUACGAAGGGUAAACCACUGUUACAUAAUAUCGCUUUAUAAAGAAAUCACAUGCCAACUCAUUACAGAAAUUAUUAAAAAGAAACUAUCGAGGAUUUGGGGAAUAGUAUACAUACCAUCUUAUGAACUGAUAUCAGAUAAUCACGGUAACCAGCAUUAUGUAGAACAAGGUGUCGACGAAGAUAGGCUAUCCUCUGAGAUUAUGGAAAAACUGAACCCCAACAAUAUUGAUUUAGAGGCGACUCAAAUAGUGUUUGACGACUAUCACUUAGAAUCAUCCCGCUUGACAAACGGUAUCAUCAUUUCAAGUUCAAGUGACCGUUUCCUCAAAGAAUUCUCUUUUAAUAAUACAAUCGACGGUAAAUUUAAAAUCCGUGGGACAAGCAUGUCCGCAGAUAGCUUUGGUAAGAUUUAUGGUGUCAUGUGGAUUGAAGUACCUUUCAAUGGCAACAGUUCACCGAAUGGUAGCAGCAUUAGCGGGUUUUCAACGUCCCAGAGUCAAGUAGAAUCAAACGACAUUGAGCAGGAAAUAAGAGCUUUUAAUAUUAGCCGAAGUAGUCAAGAAAGUAUUAUCAAAAAGGAAGUAUCCAAAAGAUUGAAGGGGCGAGGAGAAAUAUGCGACCAUGAAAAUUACAAUAAGGCUACGAAUUGA
Saccharomyces paradoxus is the source of this 798-nucleotide messenger RNA. RefSeq names its product Cur1p (gene CUR1). The coding region runs from base 1 to 798 and encodes 265 amino acids. The transcript has a single exon. NCBI's taxonomy places the organism in Eukaryota, Fungi, Ascomycota, Saccharomycetes, Saccharomycetales, Saccharomycetaceae. The record is from RefSeq and is a predicted model, not a curated record.